AUGGCUGACAAAGAAACCAGGACCGUGCUCUGGGGUGCUGAGCUAAAUCAGGAGAAGCGGUCUUGCACCUUCAAGCCCCAGCUGGAGAAGAAAGAGAGCUGUAGGCUGGUGAUCAGUACGAUCUGCCUGAGUGAGAAAGCCAAAGAAGAGCUGAACCGGGUGGAGGUCCUGGCCCCACCAAGCAUGGAGGACAGGAAGUCACAGCCCAUCACUAUUGCCUCGCUGAAGCCCUCUGUCCUGCCCAUGGUCACCAUGUCAAGAGUAGAGCUUUCUCCUCCAGUCACUUUUCAUCUUCGGGCUGGCUCAGGACCUGUGUUCCUCAGUGGGCAGGAGUGCUACGAGAUUUCAGACUUAUCCUGGGUUGACGAAGAAGGGGAGGAAGAAAUUGAGGAAGAGGAGGAGGAAGACUUUGAGGACGAAGAUGUAGAUGUGUCUCUAGAGGACACCCCUGUCCACCAUGGGAAGAGGCUGGUACCCCACAAGCACAUAAGCGUGACUAAGAAAAAAAAGCUGGAAAAAGAAGAAGAGGCAGCAAGGUCUACUUCAGGUCUAGACAAGAGCCCUGGGAAAAAGGCCAAAAUCACAAUGAAAAUUAAGAAACUGGCAGUCAAGAAAUGA
This is a messenger RNA of Dipodomys ordii (Ord's kangaroo rat), 618 nucleotides long. RefSeq names its product nucleophosmin/nucleoplasmin 2 (gene Npm2). The transcript has 8 exons. Lineage: Eukaryota; Metazoa; Chordata; Mammalia; Rodentia; Heteromyidae. Bases 1 to 618 code for a protein of 205 amino acids. The record is from RefSeq and is a predicted model, not a curated record. Gene Ontology annotation, biological process: chromatin remodeling; positive regulation of DNA replication. Gene Ontology annotation, cellular component: nucleoplasm; cytoplasm; nucleolus. Gene Ontology annotation, molecular function: RNA binding; histone binding; chromatin binding.